Molecule: messenger RNA, 921 nt
Organism: Andrographis paniculata
Lineage: Eukaryota; Viridiplantae; Streptophyta; Magnoliopsida; Lamiales; Acanthaceae
Product: F-box protein At4g00755-like
Exons: 4
Coding region: 1-921 (306 amino acids)
Source: RefSeq, a predicted model, not a curated record
AUGAUCGAAGCACUAUACGACGGAUCUUCUAGUAUUAAUCGAAUGUGGCGUUGGAAUAGGGAUUUUGUCCCAACCUUUAUUUAUCUGGAAAAGGAACACAAUAUGUAUAACAAAUUACGUAUAGCCUUGUCCAAAGCUAGGGUGUUCUCCAAGGAUGUGAGGAAGUAUGUUAUGGGAGCUUCCUCUACUCGUAAUUACCCUAAGGAGAGCGUCGUCAAUGUGCUGCUCCAAUCAGAUUCGUAUAACACAAAACCAUCAUAUUGGUCAAGUGUGGGUCAUGCUCAUCCUGAUAUUUGUGAAAGCAUACUUUUCAAGUUAGAUGGCAGCAUGCGUGUAAUCACCGACAUUAAUAUACGACCUUAUCUAGAAUGGUUGCAUCAAGGAAACUUUGUACAUUCAGCUAGAUCGGUCCGAUUUAGGAUGGGAUAUGCAAGAUGCCCCGGGUAUUUCGCUAUGAAUGCAAACAACUUUCCGUUGUCCCAUAUUGUAGACGAGCACUUCAACUGGGGUUAUACAUCAGCUGAAUUUCCUAUGGAACAGAUAUAUGGGUUGCAGAGAUUCACACUGCCUGAACCAGUCCUGUGUCUUGGAGGAUUUCUUAAAAUCGAACUUUUAGGGAUGGUGCAGCAGGAUCCCGUUGACAACAUGUACUAUCACCGUAUUGGGGUGGUGAAUAUCUACGGCCACUCUCUUACGCCCGGCUUCAAAUUUGAGCCAGGAGAAGGAGGGAUAUUGCAUUUUACCUACAAUACUUUGGAGAUUCGCAAUGUUCUGAGGAAAAUUCCGUUGCAGUUCGUGUCCCCAAACACGAUAUUUGAUAACCAGUUUUACCGGAUGUUCCUCAAUGACUCGACACAAGCUGCUCAGGUCAGGAACUUGGUUCGGGAUGAGUUGUUCCAUGCUGCCAAUAGACAUAAUUGA